AAGGCGACAAGUCCGAGUUCGCUCUCGCCCUCCCCAACCGCACAGUCGACGAUAGCGAGAACGCUGUGACACUCGGAGCCAUGAGUGGCGGCUGGAAUACUAUCGAGUCCGACGCUGGCGUAUUCACAUACCUGCUCGACAACCUCGGCGUCAGGGAUGUCCAGUUUGAGGAGCUCUUGACCCUCGAGCCGGAGGCGCUCGCACAACUACACCCAGUCUACGGCGUCAUCUUCCUCUUCAAAUACCCGACCAACGGGCCCUACGCGUCCACAGACAAGCCGCUCGACGGGACAUUCGACCACGACGCCGCGCAAGAGCUCUUCUUCGCGGCCCAGACGAUCCAGAAUGCCUGCGGCACCCAGGCCCUGCUGUCGGUGCUGCUCAACAAGGACAGGGCCGGCGAGGUCGACAUUGGCCCUCACCUGCGCGACUUCAAGGAGUUCACCAUGGUCCUGCCGCCCGAGUUCCGCGGCGAGGCGCUCAGCAACUCGGAGCUGAUCCGCGACGUGCACAACAGCUUCGCCAAGUCGAGCCCGUUCGCCGACGAGACGCAGCGGCAGAGCAGCUCGGGCGAGGGCGAGGACGUGUUCCACUUCAUCGCCUACACCCACGUCAACGGCACGCUGUACGAGCUCGACGGCCUGCAGCCCGCGCCCAUCUCGCACGGGCCCGUGGCGGGCGACGAGGCGUUUCCCGGAAAGGUCAUGGAGGUCCUGCAGCGCCGCAUCGCGAGGUACGACAUGUCCGAGAUACGCUUCAACCUCAUGGCCAUGGUGCGCGACCUGCGCCUGCGCGCGCAGGAGUUUGGCGACGCCGAGAUGCUCGCCCGCGAGGAGGCCAAGCGGCGCGACUGGCAGUUUGAGAAUGCGCUGCGGCGGCACAACUUUGUCGGCUUCGCGGGCCAGGUGCUCAAGGGCGUGGUGGGGAUGAAGCUCAAAGAGGGCAAUGGGGCAUACGAGAAGUGGAUCGAGGAGGGCAAGACCCGGACAAGAGCGAGGCUCGAGCAGCGGAGGAAAGGUGGUGGAGGUGAUGUUGACAUGUCAGGAUGAGACCGUGAUUCAACAGCAAAGCUAAAGCACACGUCAACUCAGAUGGGGGCCUAUACCCAAUGGCAUCAUGGUCACCCAGGUUUGGGUGGGAACCAAGAAUUUCGUGCAUUCGGCCUCCUGGCAGUAACACGAGUGAUGGUGAUAACACCAGUACCCAGCACA
This is a messenger RNA of Microdochium trichocladiopsis, 1211 nucleotides long. RefSeq names its product ubiquitin carboxyl-terminal hydrolase. Gene Ontology annotation, molecular function: cysteine-type deubiquitinase activity. Gene Ontology annotation, biological process: ubiquitin-dependent protein catabolic process; protein deubiquitination. The record is from RefSeq and is a predicted model, not a curated record. Bases 81 to 1049 code for a protein of 322 amino acids. NCBI's taxonomy places the organism in Eukaryota, Fungi, Ascomycota, Sordariomycetes, Xylariales, Microdochiaceae. Gene Ontology annotation, cellular component: cytoplasm. The transcript has 3 exons.